Messenger RNA from Morone saxatilis (striped sea-bass), 733 nucleotides. RefSeq names its product proteolipid protein 2. The record is from RefSeq and is a predicted model, not a curated record. The transcript is spliced from 4 exons. NCBI's taxonomy places the organism in Eukaryota, Metazoa, Chordata, Actinopteri, Moronidae. Bases 47 to 499 code for a protein of 150 amino acids. Gene Ontology annotation, cellular component: membrane.
UCAGGAAACAGAGUGAGUCGUCUUUUGCUAAUGAAAUCGCACCAUCAUGUCAGAGGAUCUGAAUAGGAGCCCAUCCAUGGACGUGGACAUUGCUUUUCUCAAAUCAAAGAGGGGAAUCCUGAAAGUAGCAGAGAUGGUGACUUUUUUAGUAGCCUUUGUGUGUUUCACUGUAGCAGCCACACCAAAGUACACUACAGCCACAGUGUUGGAGUUUCUGAUCACUUUACUUCUGGUGCUGCUGUAUGUGCUCAAACUCAACAAGAGGCUGACUUUCUUCUUUUGGCCUCUCAUGGAUAUGUUCAAUUCAUUGUUUGCAACAUUAUACUUUACUGUCCUGAGUCUGAUGGCUUUGGCUACAUACACUGUCACAGGCACACUGGUUGGAGGGAUAGUUGGUUUAAUGUCAGCUGGGUUGCUGUUUGUGGACAGCUACACGCUUUUCAAGAACAUCACAUUCAACAACCCAAGAAGUGAAGCCCAGAAUCAAAACAAUGAAUGAAAAAAUAAUUUACAGUAUUCAUUAAAAAGUUCUAAAUAACUGCGUAUUGUAUUAUAAGAGUUUAUUAUAGGUCUACACUUUGUUUCAAAACGUUUCAGCCACUUCAAAGUUUUUAAAAAAUAUAUAAUUAAGAUUCUAUCUGUAAAUCAAAUGAAAUAUGUUUAUAUAUUUUCAAAAUGGAUACACAUCUUGUGAAACAACAAAUAUCAAUAAAGAUUUUUCUUUGACUUGAGA